AUGACGCGAUGGAUGUAUGCUGUGUUGUGUGCCUUGGUCCUGCCGCUCAGUCUCGCACAAGGCGGUCCAUCCCGAACGGUCUCCGAGGAUUCCGAGCAAGCCUUCGAGGUGCACCAGAGGCGGGCGGCGAUGACCCAGCUUUCGAGGGGGCAGUACAUGCAGUCCGGCAACAUCAACACGAACCUCCGCUGGCAAAGCUCUGGCGAAUUGAACGCUCGCUCGUGCCCAUCUCUUGGAGGGACCAUGACCAUCAGGGUGAGAUUUGGAGCUUUUGAUCCGUCCAUCGACUCUUGGCCCUGGCGCGCCGACGCGCGGCCGUGCGAGGCGAUCGCCGCCCGAGCUUUUCUCCAGUUGGGUGAUAAUAAUCAGACUAACCAAAUUCACGAUCUCCAUCGCGUCGCCGCCUCAUUCAGAAUUGCUAUCAACUGUUUCUCGAACGACGCGGUAUGCUUCAAUCGACAUCUCAAAGCUCUUCGACAUCCAACCGAUUGUUACGCCGAGCGAGUCUCGAGGACCAGGCUGCUGCGGAUGAUACAAAGCUGGACCUUUACUACCGCGUCUUCCCCGAGCAAGCCAAGUACCGAUGGAUGGCCAGCUCCAUGGUCAUGGUCGGUGGUCUGUACCGACGACAAGCUCCUGCUUGCCCCGUCGACAAUACUACCACAACGACGCCUGGUGGGCCGACCCAGACGCCGACCGUUUCGCCUCGUCAGCGCAUUGAAUUCCUGACCUGGCCCGGAACGACGCCCAACCAAGUGUGGUCUUACACUUGGAAGAGCUACCAGUCCGCGGAUACCAAGGGCACCAAUAACUUCUUCCACGCUUGGCGUAAGUCAUCGUCACCGCGUCCCGCCUGUCUAUGUUGUCCUCUUUCAGAAAGUUAGAGCGCUUCAAGCUGACCGGCUCGCGUGCCUUACCGACUCGCAGAAAUCUUGCGUCGCGAUGGUUGCGGUGGCCCCGUCAUCACGCAAGACUAUGUCGGCGACAAAGUCCAGAUCAACGACAUUGUUCGCGGUUGCAAGGGCUGCACGUCCAUGCCUCUCAAGUAGGUCUUGGCUUCGCGAACCGAACGAUGCCCAAGUGCCUUCGGACUGACAUCAAUCGCACCUCUCCCCCAUCAGGAACUGGGUUGGAAAGACCAUCAUUCACACCAUGACGGUCAAGUACGGCUUGUCGGGAUCGAUCACCUAUCAAGCCGUUGAUACCAACAACCGCAAGGUACCAUUGCUCAAGUACGCGGUCGCCAAGGGCGACAUGGGCAGCUCGGCCAGUUUCAAAUUCGGCAUGUACCGCGCCGUCAACUCGCAAUUGAGGGCAGCGACAUCCUGGUAUGGUGAAUUCGCGGCGACCAAGAUUUCGGGUUGA
This is a messenger RNA of Microbotryum saponariae, 1365 nucleotides long. The record is from the annotation of a GenBank genome assembly. NCBI's taxonomy places the organism in Eukaryota, Fungi, Basidiomycota, Microbotryomycetes, Microbotryales, Microbotryaceae.